AUGGCUGAUUUACUUAAGCAAAUGGUCGCCCAACAGGGCCAGAGUCAGGGAAAUAACUCCGAAAACCCUGGGAGUAGUAGGGGGAACCAUGAGGGGGUGGACCGCGCUUUAGAGCGAUUUCAAAAAUGUGCACCCCCUAAAUUCAUAGGAGGACCCAACCCUGAUGUGGCGGAGGGCUGGUUGGAGCGUCUGCUGGAUAUUUUUGCCGCCUUGGGGUAUACGGAGGAGCGACAAGUAUCGUAUUCUACCUUUCAAUUCGAAGGGCCAGCUCGGGCAUGGUGGAAUGUGGUGAAAGCCAAAUGGGAACGAGAGCGGACCCCUUGGACCUGGAUUAACUUUACCAGGGAAUUUAAUGAGAAAUAUCUUCCGCCGAUGGUACAGGAGAAACGGGAGGAUGAUUUCAUUCGCCUGCGCCAAGGGGCGUUAAGUGUUGCAGAAUACGAGACCCAAUUCACUAAAUUGUCUCAUUUUGCUCCAGAUUUGGUGCUAACGGAGCAAAAGCGGAUCCGCCGCUUUGUUCAAGGGUUGAAUGUUGAGAUCCAAGAGGCGUUGACGGCUGCUCAGUUGAAUACUUUUAGUCAGGCGUUAGAAAAAGCGCAGAGGAUUGAGACAGCCCGGAGUCAAGUAAAGGCCUUUCAUGAUAAAAAGAGAAGACAGCCGUGCACUGGAAACUCUAAUGUUGGACAAAGCUCGAGGAAUGAGCCGCCCACUAAAAUGGGUAGGGGAGCAGGAGGUCCACGACCGGCGGGGACUUCAAACCAACGAAUUGCAGGAAGGUGA
This is a messenger RNA of Coffea eugenioides, 780 nucleotides long. RefSeq lists its product as uncharacterized. NCBI's taxonomy places the organism in Eukaryota, Viridiplantae, Streptophyta, Magnoliopsida, Gentianales, Rubiaceae. The transcript has a single exon. The coding region runs from base 1 to 780 and encodes 259 amino acids. The record is from RefSeq and is a predicted model, not a curated record.